Messenger RNA from Thamnophis sirtalis, 1975 nucleotides. The record is from RefSeq and is a predicted model, not a curated record. Lineage: Eukaryota; Metazoa; Chordata; Lepidosauria; Squamata; Natricidae.
CUCCUAAAAUCUCAUCAUCAUGGGAGCUGUGGCGAUUGAUGACAGUCCAUCUGGAGUUAAAGCCCCAGAUGGUGGCUGGGGCUGGGCUGUACUCUUUGGGUGCUUUGUCAUCACUGGAUUCUCCUAUGCCUUUCCGAAGGCCAUGAGUGUUUUCUUCAAGGAACUUAUCCGGGAGUUUCAUGUUGGAUAUAGUGACAUAGCAUGGAUUUCCUCUAUUUUGUUGGCUAUGCUUUAUGGAACAGGUCCCCUAUGCAGUGUGUGUGUCAAUCGGUUUGGCUGCCGUCCUGUAAUGUUGGCUGGAGGCUUCUUUGCCUCAGCUGGGAUGAUCAUUGCUUCCUUCUCCACUAGUAUCAUUCACGUCUAUCUUUCUGUUGGUGUCAUUACUGGAUUGGGCCUGGCCCUUAAUUUCCAGCCAUCCCUUAUCAUGCUGAAUCGCUACUUUAGCAAAAGACGGCCUUUGGCCAAUGGGUUGGCUGCAGCUGGAAGCCCUGUGUUCCUCUGUGCUCUUUCCCCCCUGGGGCAGAUACUGCAGAUUAAAUAUGGAUGGCGAGGGGGAUUUCUCAUCUUGGGGGGGGUGCUUUUGAACUGCUGUGUCUGUGGAGCUCUGAUGAGACCUUUGAAAGGUCCCAAAAAACAAGAAGCUUUGAAACCAACCGAGGAACGCAAGAAAAAGCUAUUGGAUUUCACCGUUUUCAAAGAUUCUGGCUUUGUAAUCUAUACAGUGGCUGCGUCCAUUAUGGUGCUAGGCCUAUUUGUGCCUCCAGUUUUUGUAGUGAGCUACGCUAAGGAUCUGAAGUAUGAGGACACCAAAUCCGCUUUCCUUCUGACAAUUCUUGGCUGCGUGGAUAUUUUUGCUCGACCUCUUUGUGGAAUACUGGCUGGCUUGGACUGGGUUAGGCCCCGCUGUGUCUAUUUCUUCAGUUUUGCUAUGUUGUUUAAUGGUUUCACUGAUCUCAUGGGCUCCUUUUCUUCCGAUUAUGGUGGCCUGGUGGUGUUCUGCAUCUUCUUUGGCAUUUCCUAUGGAAUGGUUGGUGCUCUUCAGUUUGAAGUUCUCAUGACUAUUGUUGGUACACAGAAGUUUUCAAGUGCCAUUGGCUUAGUUCUUUUGGCUGAGGCAGUGGCUGUUCUAAUUGGACCACCUUCAGCAGGCAAACUCCUCGAUGCAACUCAUCAGUAUAAGUAUGUUUUUAUUUUGGCUGGUAUUGAAGUCGUUAUCUCCUCUGUGGUGCUGGCUUUAGGAAAUAUCUUCUGUAUCAAAAAACCUGCGGAAACAGACCAAAAUAAUCCUGAAAGGGAAGGGUUAAAUCAACUACCUGGACAAUCCAAAGUGGACUCUAUUGAAGUGGAAUGUUUUCUGAAAGAUGAAAAAAAUGGGAAAGUUGUAACCAAUCCAGAAACAUGUGUGUGAAUGUUACCAGAAAUGAAUGCCAAACAUUUAGAGAAAGAUUCGGAAACUUUUAAUAUUUGUAUUUAUUUUGGUAAUAACCUUUGCUUAGGAUUGGGCCAUUAUGUUUGGGAAGUAGAGAUCAACAAGCUCAUGCAAUCACUUCUUGGAAGCUGAUUUGUUAGGAAGCUUUUCUCCCUGUUUUAAAAGAAGGGUUGAUCUUCAAGUUAAUUUGCUUGGGCAUAACUACUGCUGUAAACUAACCCAUGGCCUUCUAAACACACAUAGAGAGCCUGCUUUGCCCUACCAGAAAAUGUUCUCUGGGAUGGAAGUAUUUUAUCUAGAAGAAUGAAUGUGUAAGUGUUCCUGUAAUGUUCCUGGCAUACUUGUCUUCGUAUCUGUAGAACCUCAAAGUAUCUUCCAUAAUUGUAUCUGAUUUAAAGGGAAUAAUUACCAAGAGAUCAACCCUAUUUUUAAUCUUAUAGGAUAUUGACUGUUUAAUAAUUUUGGUUUCACCAAUAUAUUUUUUAUGUAUUCAUAUGGUUUGAAUCAUCUUUUUUUACUUUAAAGAUUAUAUGCAGAAGAAAGUUA